Carassius carassius (crucian carp) is the source of this 2244-nucleotide messenger RNA. Its product is annotated as zinc finger protein ubi-d4-like. The record is from RefSeq and is a predicted model, not a curated record. Gene Ontology annotation, cellular component: nBAF complex. The transcript is spliced from 12 exons. Bases 280 to 1512 code for a protein of 410 amino acids. Gene Ontology annotation, biological process: nervous system development. NCBI's taxonomy places the organism in Eukaryota, Metazoa, Chordata, Actinopteri, Cypriniformes, Cyprinidae.
CAUCCUCUGUGACAUCAACGCCCGUCUGUGCUCUAAUCUCAUGGGUUUUAGCUAGCCUGUGCUCUCUCCGGGCCUCUUAGAGGUUGCCAGGGUGAUGGGCGGCAGAGGCAUCUGCUAAGUGGCUGGAGUGAGAGAGUCACAAUGACUGAGCUGUAUGCCUGCAAGACCUCCUGCUGCAUACAAACACACACGGGUGGCUAAGCUGAACAGGGUUGAGCUGGUUUCAGGAAGGCAGUGAUAGGGUGUGUGUUGACACACUAUUGCUGGUCGCUGACAAAAAUGGCUUCAUUAGACUUUGUGCUGGGUGAGCAGUAUUACAGGGAUGCUAUGGAGCAGUGUCACAACUAUAAUGCCCGUUUGUGCGCAGAGAGGAGCGUGAGGAUGCCCUUCCUUGACUCUCAGACAGGUGUCGCCCAGAGCAACUGCUACUUCUGGAUGGAGAAACGGCACAGAGGACCAGGUGUUGCCCCAGGUCAGUUGUACACAUAUCCAGCACGACGCUGGAGAAAGAAGCGGAGACCUAACCCCCCAGAGGACCCUUGUCUAGUCUUCUCUUCUCUAAAGCCCGAACUGGAUCUGGGGCUUAAGAAGGAGGUUUUCUCCAGUGAUGGCAGCAGCUUAGAGGCUCUUCUGAAGGGAGAGCCACUAGAAAAAAGAUCUGGAUUGGAGCUCCGCACAGGGGAGGAGGAACCCAGCUCUACAGAGUACUCUACCGGGGGACUAAACCCCAGCAGCAGGAUCCGUAAAAGAAUUUUGGAGCCAGAUGAUUUUCUAGAUGAUCUGGACGAUGAAGAUUAUGAAGAAGAGACUCCAAAGAGACGGGGAAAAGGCAAGGGAAAGGGUCGUGGUGUCAGCAGUGCUAGGAAGAAGUUGGAAGCUGCAGCUGCUUUGGAGGAUCAGGACAGACCGUACGCCUGUGACAACACUUUCAAACAAAAGCAUAUUUCAAAAUCUUCCGAAAGAGUCUGUGGGAAGCGCUAUAAGAACAGGCCUGGUCUCAGUUAUCAUUACGCCCACUCUCACUUGGCUGAGGAGGAGGGGGAGGAGAAAGAUGAGAUGGAAAUGCGCGAACCAACUCCACCCCGACAAGACGAACCGAAGACUCCUAAGAAGGGCCCAGAUGGUUUGGCUCUGCCAAACAACUACUGUGAUUUUUGUUUGGGAGAUUCUAACCUGAACCAGAAAACCGGCCAAUCAGAAGAGCUUGUGUCCUGUUCAGACUGUGGCCGUUCUGGUCACCCCUCGUGUCUGCAGUUCACUCCAGUGAUGAUGGCUGCUGUGAAAACCUAUCGCUGGCAGUGCAUUGAAUGCAAGUGCUGCAACAUAUGUGGAACCUCAGAAAAUGAUGAGCAGCUGUUGUUCUGUGAUGACUGUGACCGAGGUUACCACAUGUACUGCCUCUCGCCCCCCAUGUCUGAACCUCCUGAAGGAAGUUGGAGUUGUCAUCUGUGUUUGGCCCUCCUGAAGGAGAAGGCAUCCAUAUACCAAAAUCAGAAUGCACCGCCAUCAUGAAGGCCUUUUUGAAAAGACAAACCCUCUUUCUCAUAGUUCCCUCCAAGAUGUGUUUGUUCAAUUUAAGCAAACAAAUCGGUUCAAAGAGAAGCAGUAGAGGAACAGAAAAGGGAUGACCACCUUGCCCAGGCCCGCAGACACAAAUGAAGGGAGAGAAAGAGAGCGGGAUUAAGGAUAUAGUGUGCCCUCCUCCUCUUAAUUCUUUCACAUCUCAGCAGGUUUGAGCUCAGUAUGACUGUUACACAGUUCCGAGUUUCAAACUAUCCCUGCUCUUUGUUUUCAACUAUUAGCCCCCACAACUAACACAGUUCUUCCAUACCAAAUGUCAAAGCCAGUCAGAAACACUCUUGACCCUUACAGCAGUACAGACCUGGAGGACGUCACUAUGAGAAAAUGAUGACUCUGUUUUUGAGUUCCUGCUCGUAUAAGACAUGUUAUUUCCACCCGUUUCGGCAGACACUGUUUAACAGAAAACAAAUAAUAAACCACGGCUUGUAUCAGCCAAAACUAAUAUAGCAUACUCCGCCAUAUCCAAAAUACUCUGUACUGACAAUAUUCUUAUCAUGGAGAGAAAUAGUUGAGACCAAUCAGCAUGCCAAUGCUUGUUCAUAAUAAGCGAAAUAGAAAAGAAACGAUAAUGUGUUUUUGUAUAUUUAUAUAUUUGUAUAGCAUAUAAAGGUGUGUUGUAUUUAAGAUCUUAAACAAUAGAAAUGGCUCAUUCUUAUGAUGGGA